ACUCGAUUUCUCCUACAGCGUCAAGCUCCUUGUUUGAACUUUCAUCGCUUUCGUCCCCCAGUCCUCUAUUUCCGUUCUGUAAAUUUUAGGGUUUUGGUGGGGCUCAUCUUUCUUUGUCUCUGAAGGUUUUGCCUCAACUCAAAUGGCCGAUGAAACAAACAGAACCGCGUUUCUUGAGAUUCAAGGUCGUAUGAUUGAGAUCACUGGAAAGUUGAAGCAGGUACAGAACCAGAUGCGUAACAAGGAAGGAGAAAAGAAACGCGCUUUCCUUACAUUGGAGGAACUGCGACAAUUAACUGAUGAUACAAAUACAUACAAAUCCAUUGGGAGAACAUUUGUGCUAGAGCCCAAAUCAGUUUUAGUUAAAGAGCAAGAGCAGAAACUCAAGGAUAGUGAGACUGCCAUUGCCUCAUUGCAGACUUCGAAGGAGUACUUGGAGAAGCAGAUGGCAGAGGUUGAGAGCAACCUGAGGGAGCUGUUACAGCAAGAUCCAGGACUCGCACGGCAGAUAAUGUCAAUGACUGUGAUGUGAACAUUGUCAUCAUAAAUCUUCUGUUCCUUUUUUCCUUGCUAUUUUGCAGUUAAAAGCAGUGAAUUUAGUGAUUAUUAUUGUAUCUUUAUCUGUAUAUUUGUGGUUUUUUUGGCGGAACCGGUUUUAUUUUCCAAAUGGCAACUGAUUAAAGGCUGAGACCAUCCCAUCUUUGACUCAAUUCUUACCAUAUCAAUCUUUAUACCAUUGCCAUGUAAUUUAGAACUAGCUUUAAACCGGAUAUCAAAUAGGUGGUUGAAUUUUAUUC
Nelumbo nucifera (sacred lotus) is the source of this 797-nucleotide messenger RNA. RefSeq names its product PREFOLDIN 1 (gene PFD1). Gene Ontology annotation, molecular function: protein folding chaperone. The record is from RefSeq and is a predicted model, not a curated record. NCBI's taxonomy places the organism in Eukaryota, Viridiplantae, Streptophyta, Magnoliopsida, Proteales, Nelumbonaceae. Gene Ontology annotation, biological process: protein folding. Gene Ontology annotation, cellular component: cytoplasm; prefoldin complex.